Messenger RNA from Meloidogyne enterolobii, 503 nucleotides. Lineage: Eukaryota; Metazoa; Nematoda; Chromadorea; Rhabditida; Meloidogynidae. The record is from the annotation of a GenBank genome assembly.
UUUGUUAAUUUUUCAAUUUUUUAAUUUUAGCGAAAGUCAUCUAUUUAUACAACUUGGAAACUAUUUAACAGGAAUUUUUUAUCAGGAGAGAAUUUUAUUUAUUUUUUACAAAUUUUUUAUUUUCGCACGACGAUUGAUCUUGUCACUUAUUUCUAAUCCAGUUGGGAGACUAUUGGCUAAUUUAAAUGGGUUUAUUUAUACAAUAUCCGAUUGGUCUUCAUGUAUUUCAAUUAAAUUUAAGAUACCAAGUAAUGAUUCCUGCAUACAUCAGCAGCUUUGAUCAUUAUGAACUGAAAGCAAACUGUAUAUAUAAUAGAAUGUUAAAUCAAUUUUCUGCUUCAAAUUGGUUAUUUAGCGUUAGUUCUGGUCGUCAAUCUAUUACUCUCUUCAAAAAUCUCCCAGAUGACGAAAGGGAUUUUCAACGUAAUUAUCAUGUUUCAUGCAUUUUCAAACAAGGAUAUGAGGAAUUCACGUCACUUAUUUAUUACCUCACAAGUAAAUAA